AUGGCGGUAACGCGGAGAGCCUUGCGAUGGCAGCAGCACGCGGCGGCUCUGCUGUUCCUGCUGAUCUCUCACGCUCUCCUCCUCGUAUCUCAUUCCUCGUUCACAUUUCAGGCCUUCCAGAGCUAUUUCCACUCGAGCUCCACAGCUCCCAAGGCUCCGGAAAGCUUCUUGUUCGACGAUUUUACCAAGGAGAAUGUCCAUGGGCAGACAGCAUAUCACCGGCUGUGCACUCUGUUGGGAGAGAUGAUAUCUUUCUCCUCCUUUUACACUCUUUUUCUUGCUCUGCACGAGGCAUUUCAUCUGCUUGCUGCUGCUCUCGUCGGCCUCGCCCACCGCUCUCUGCGAAUUAGCAACUUUGUGGACGCCUUGCUGCAUCAGCGCGUGACAAUCAAGGGGGCUGAGGGAUGGCGGUCAACUCUCAUACGUCAUGCAGGAUGGAUAGGAAGCAUGGCGGUGACUUUGGUCGUCUGCGCGAGGGGCUUCAGCGGAUCUUGCAAGAUAGCAGCUUUCUUUACCUUGAUUGACUCGUUGUGCUCCGACCUGCUUGGCAUACAUCACGGGUCAGCAAGCGAUGAAGUUUUUCACUGUGGGAACUUUGGAAUCAUCAUAUUCGACAAGGAGAAGAGAGGACAAGUGUACUCUUUCCUCAAGACCAUGGUUCGAAUCACCAUGAUGCGAGGCGCGCAGUCUGGAGGGAUUGUCACCUAUGUGCCGAAGAAGGAUGGGCUCAAGGGAAUCAGAAGUCGAGUAGUCAACGGCAAGCGAACAGAUCUAUCUGAGCUCGUCACUUCCAAGUUGUGGCACGACCAGCUCUGGGCAAGCCUCCGCUACGGGCUGCGCGACGACGUUCGAGUGUAUGCGGGGCACACGAGGUUUGCGACGUCAUCGAAAGCUUCGCUUGAUGGGACGCACCCACAUCAAUGGACGCCAGCCGCGGACUACACCUUCUGGGAGGACAAGACGUCAUGGAUGAAGACGACGAAGAAUGUUGAGGUCUACAUCUGUCACAAUGGAGACUUCGAUGCUCUCGAGCUGGGAGGCUCGACGUACCCUCUGGAGGACAUCAUGGAGUGCUAUCACCCGUGCCCGUCGACCGUUGACAGCGCGGGAGUCGCGGGAGUCAUGGACGUGAUGAGGACGCAGGGGCUCUGGUUUCAUUCCCUUCGGUUCGGCUUUCUGUUCGGCCCUGAACGCACAUCUCUCAAGUAUGAAGUCCCUCCCAAGGAAGCUUUCGUCUCUCUGGCGAGAAUCGCCGAUGAUGUCUUUCAGAAGACUGUCCAAACUGCAAAGAUGGAUCGAAGGAUCUUGAGGCAGGAGGUCAAGUCAAACCUCGUCGAGGCGUUCGGACAGAUUCUGGGACUGAAUGCAGAGAGCGGAGAUGUGAAUCGCCUUGUCAACACAGCUGUAGAUGCGUUCUUCGACCAAGAUCUGUUCCAGGCCACCAGGUUCUUCCUGUCACGGGCCAAGGGAUCCUUCGGACUGUGCGUCUCCUGCUCGCUUGAUUCCCAUCGACAAAUCGUGUUGGCGGCAAGGGGUCAAACGAUUUCUCUAGCCUUCUAUCCCAACUCGGGAGUGGUGCUUUGGGGAUCUGAGCAAGCGGCGGUGAAGGCAGCGCUUGUGGGAGACUCGAAGCACUUCGUUGCCAUCCAUGAGUGCAGCCGUUGCGGAUAUGCAGGAGCCGGACACGAAGAUGAUGGAGCCGUUCGUCUUGACUUGGACGACCUGGGAGGAGAGGUCUGCCUGGUGGACUGGGGGACAGGAAAAGCGACGCGAUCUGCCAUGACGGAGGAGCUGCCGGUGCAUCAGCUCAUGGACAACAAGCUGACCAUCACGCUGUCUCAGGAGACUCUUGGCAAGCUGGGAAACUUCAAGAAGCGACUUGUCCGCCUCCACGACAACCCGCUGAUCAAGCCGCUUCCUCCCGUGUACCCAGACCCAGUAGGGAAGGACAUCGCAGACAUCCCGUACGUGCUCAACAAGAUCCAGCAAGACUGGGACGAGGGCAACAGCGUCAACUGCAUCACGUCCUGGUGGUUCUCGCGGGAGCUGAUCAAGAGGCUCAAGCGGUACGAGGCCGGCACUCACGAUGGCUCCAUCGACGUUCUGCUCACGGGCUGCGAAGUGUCUCUGUGGGUCGCGGAGCAGUUCGCGUCCGACCUCGCGCAGGUGUUUCCGCGCAUCUCAGUGCGGGUCAUCUCCUCCAACAAGCUGCUGGGCCUGUUUGGUCAGGAGUUUGCGGUCCCUCAGACGGGCCAUCAGUUCAACGAGGAGAGCUGGAAGCUCACCAACACCAUCGUCCUCAUCGUCAGCCACAGCGGCGGCACCUUCGGCUCCCUCGCUGUCGCCAACCUCCUCCGCGCCUACACCGAAGUCAUCUUUGUCGUCGCGUCCGAGAGCGACACGCAGAUAGGCAAGCAGCUGCGGCAGCUCAACCCGGCCGGUAUGUGGGACUUCAAGUGCUCCACCUUCUCCACCGAGGUCGGGAUCCGCCCAGCUGAGCCCUGCACCGUCAGCGUCGUUGCCUCCCACCAGCUGCUGACCCAGCUGCUCAUCUACCUCAUGAAGAAGGUGCAGCUUGACGGCAUGGAGGAAGCGAGCGGAGGGAAGUACACGGUAGAGGACGUGAAGGUGCUUGAGGAGCUGCAUGCCGAGAACUUCACGGCGAUGGAGGACAUCGUCGGGUACGACAGGAACGGCAUCGCAUGCCCGACGUACACGUCCGAGGAGCUCAAGAAGAGAGGAAGGUACUGGUCGCUCCAUGUGCUUGAAGUACCCAUGUCGUGGAUGCUGUCCUUCUGCUACAUCCUUGGGACGCUGGGUCGUCCCCUCAAGCAUCGCAUGACCUCUCGCUCGCUCGUCAUCGCCGACAUCCCCUGGGUGGCUCAGAGCGUCGAGGCAUACGUGAGCAAGCUCUUCGCCUGCGCCUAUAGCGCCACCAGCCUCAACGUCUACAGCGCCAACCCCUCGGACCACCUCGUGCACAGGAUGACCCACCGGGUGGUCAGAGGAUGCCUACUGGCUUGCGGCAGACCCGACGGGCGGCUGAUCGCCUUGACGUCAGCCGAGGCCUCCGCCUGCCUGUCCGUCAACCAGGCCUCCUCCAUCCAGAGCAUCGGGUCGACAUGCGAGAGCCUGACUAUCGGGCACAACCCCUACAAGCUCUCGCUGUCUGCCCAUGCUGUCUUCCUCAAGAGCUUCCGCAAGCAGGCGAGCCGCUGCCGCUGCCCCCCUCUCUCUCUCUCUCUUUCUGUCCUCCGGCUCCUUGAGCAGCAGCAGUAUCUCAUCUCACAGUUGCAUCUGCAGUUCAUCUGCGAACACGCGCUGCAGCGAGAGUUCGGCAAGGAUUUUCUCAACAAGUCUAGCAGCGGGGUCAUCCUCGGAGCAUACUCCAACAUCAAGAAGAGGAACAUGAGGAGGAGGAAGAAGUCAGUGAUAGAUGACACGGAAACAACGAAGAUGGACGGCACUGUCACAUCCUACGUCUCCUUCAAUCAAGGAGGCAACGACUGCAGCAUCUCCAUUCGAUCCCCCGAGGAGACAGGGCAUGGCCUGAUGGACGUGAGCGAGCACACUCAUGAGCUGGUGGAGCUCAUGAACGAGGGGAAGUUGCACCGGAAGAAGUCGAAGAAAGAGAUGAAGUCGCUGCUGGGAGAGCUGCACAACAAGAGCAUGCGCGUGCAGAUGGAGGAGAACUACUACGGGGAGCUGCUGGAGAAGGAGAUGGAGGGGACGCCUCUCAUGGAGCUCGUCAACUCGCAGACCGUGGCGAUGCGGCUGUACGAGUCGAGGAUCGCGUCCAUGCAGCGCUGCGUCGCGUUCUACGUGAUGUUCCAUGCUCUCGGCAAGCGAGUGCAAGACUUCUGGCCGUCGGUGUCGCUGGGGUACCUGCGCUACGACAUGAGCAGGACUCACUCCAUCAUGCGCAUCGCCACCACCGCCUCCCCGGUGAGCGGCGCGGAGGUCAGAGACAUCACUAUCGAGCUCGAGCAGAAGCGACGCAUCGCGCACUCCCGCACCCUCCUGUCGAGGUACUUGGAGAAGAGGAAGCUGCGGCUGCAGAGGGAGAAGGAGAGGGCGAGGAUGGAGGAGGAGACGAGGAAGAAGUUGCUCUCCCGCUUCGACCCGGAGCAGAUCUCCAUGCUGGGAAAGCUCAUGGGCACGCAGCUCAACACGGCAGACCCGAGCAUGGUAGUGCUGCAAGCCAUCGUUGAUGGUAAGAAGCCGGGAGAUCUUAAGGAUGCAGCGCCGGAGGAGGUGGCGAGCUCGCUUCAGGAACCAGCAUCCCCUGACAUCCAGCCUGUGGAGGUAGAGGAGGAAGACGAGCGACGGGCUGCCGCAGAGCUGCCCCUGGCGGAGUCAAGCGAAGUAUGA
Molecule: messenger RNA, 4371 nt
Organism: Guillardia theta CCMP2712
Lineage: Eukaryota; Cryptophyceae; Pyrenomonadales; Geminigeraceae
Exons: 20
Coding region: 1-4371 (1456 amino acids)
Source: RefSeq, a predicted model, not a curated record